Drosophila willistoni is the source of this 912-nucleotide messenger RNA. Its product is annotated as dnaJ-like protein 60. Lineage: Eukaryota; Metazoa; Arthropoda; Insecta; Diptera; Drosophilidae. The coding region runs from base 148 to 810 and encodes 220 amino acids. The record is from RefSeq and is a predicted model, not a curated record. The transcript is spliced from 4 exons.
ACGGUCACUCUUGUCCCUCACAUUAAUAAGCUAAGCAGUCAGCUGUUGAUUGUUAUUGCGAUGUUUUGUUUAUAUUUGUUUAAUUGUUCUGUUUAAAUCACACGUUAUUUUGCACAUACAUUAAUCCAACUAUUGGCACGAUAUCGAAUGAUGUUUCGACUAACGUGCAUUACACCCAGAAUAGACGCGGUUCAUAGGCGUAAAUACAGUAGAAAAACACCCAAGCCGGAGACCCACUAUGAAGUGCUAAAUGUUAACAGUGAUUGCAGCACUAGAGACAUUAGAAAUGCGUUCGUAAAGCUCUCAAAACAGUUUCAUCCCGACGUCAGAAGCGAUGCUACUAAUGUUGAAAAAACUAAUCGUUUUGUUCAGAUUUCGGAGGCCUAUCGUAUUCUGGUAAAACCGCAAAGUCGACGAGUCUACGAUGAUAGCCUGUUGUGGACGCCAACGGGCGGAGCCCGUAGCCAGGCAACUGAGUCAGAUCAAACAUAUCAGGCUUGGGAAGUAAGACCCAAUUACAGUCCCAAUCCCGGAGCUUACUAUGGCAUAAAGGGCAUGAAACGUGUAUCCAACUGGCAGGUGGCCCUUUUUCUCAUAGCUCUCGGGGUAUUUGGUGCUAUUUUUGGUUUCACUUCGGUCAAGCAAUCAUUUGAGCUCAGCCGCCAAUUGCAGGAAGAAAUCUCAGCUGAUGCGAGUUCCCAUCACGCAGCCGUCGUGGCCGAUGCUCAGAAAUAUGGCAACGAAGAGCAAAUGCGUCGCAUGAUACAUCGGAUCUCCAAGGGUCCAUUCAAUCAAUCUGAAUCAAAGUAGACGGUUAUUGAACAUUUGUUAAAUACGGAUUUUCAUGUGUGUGUGAUCUUAGAUCUAAAUUUCUUCUGCAAAAAAUAGAUGACUAUAGUUUAAACUCUCUCA